Molecule: messenger RNA, 1225 nt
Organism: Hordeum vulgare subsp. vulgare (domesticated barley)
Lineage: Eukaryota; Viridiplantae; Streptophyta; Magnoliopsida; Poales; Poaceae
Exons: 3
Coding region: 1-951 (316 amino acids)
Molecular function (GO): DNA-binding transcription factor activity
Source: RefSeq, a predicted model, not a curated record
AUGGCGCCCACGUCCUCCUUCCUCUUCGGCGCCGCCCCGGAAGACGCAGCGGCCGCGGACAUGCCGGUCCUCUCCGACGCGGUGGCGCGGCCGAGGCUGCGCCGCCAGGCGCCGUCCGGGCAGGGGAGGCAGCAGCAGGCGGCCGGCGGCGGCGGCGGUGUAGCGCCCAGGAAGGCGCCCCAGCGCGGCCUCGGCGUGGCGGAACUCGAGCGCCUGCGCUGCGGCGGCGUCGACCCGCUCCACGACAUCAACGCCGCGGCCGCGGCGGCCGCCAUGCUGGAGGCCGCCGCCGUCAACAUGCAGGCGCAAAGCAACUCCCUCCUCCUGCAACAGCAGCAGCAGCAACUCAACCUCCACCACCACCACCACCACCACGACUACCUGCCGGCCACCGGUUCGCGCUACUACUCUCCCCUUCUUGUCCAGCCGCCCCCCGCUGCUCCUGCGCCGCCGGCUCCCGUCCGCUACGUCCAGGGCGUGGCGCCCGAGCAGCAAUACUUCAUGGACCACCGCUGGGGCGGCAUGGGUGGAAUCGUCCCGGCGGGCAAUGGCCACUCGCCCCAGCUACGGGCGCCGGCGCCAGAGUACUCUGCAGCUCAUGGCACCAUCUGGCGUCCGGCGUGCUCCUCCGCUUCCUGCCUCCACGGGGGCCAACGCUGCGACCUCUGCUCCAAGGGAACACGGGCCCCUGCCGCCGCCGUCGUCACCACCACCAACGCGCCGGACUACCCCAUGUACGAUCUCACCGCCGCAAUGGCCGCCGCUCGCAAGGAAACGGCCGGAGAAGGGCUCUUGGCUUCGGAGGGAAGGAAGGAGGUUCGGGAGAUUGAGUUCUUCCCGACGAGGACCUCCAGCGACGGCGGCGGUCCCGAAGAGUCCGAGCUGCGCAGUACGCCCGCCGGCGGCGUGGAUGGCGGCUCGGCGCCCCUCGACCUGUCCCUGAGGCUCUAGCUAGCUAGCUAGCUAGGGUUUGGAGUUCCGAAUCGAUCAGUACCCGCUCGACGCUCGUAGAUCCAUGAACGAGCUGCUGGAUUUGUUUUUUGAUUAAUUAAUGCUAGUCAUUUUCGGGAGAUAGUAAUUUGCCAACCAUGUACUCCUGUAUUGCAUGUAUCGGCCGGAUGAGAACGAGUUUAAUUCCCUGGCUAGUGCCGUUUUAAGUAAUUAAAUUUUGGUGAUCUGUGAAAUGAUAGAUGAGGAUAUUCGUAUCGCAUCACGCGCCAGCCAA